AUGGUCCGCCUUACCGUCGCCGCUAUCCUCACCUUCGCCCUCUCCGUCUACGCCGUCGGUGACCCCGCCGGUGCCGCCGACGUCGGCAACGGCCAGGGCAAGCAGUUCAUCACCGGAGGCUGCCUCUCCGACGCCGACUGCCGUUCGGGGUGCUGCGCCGGCCUCAAGGACGGCGCUGUAUGCUCCUCUCCCGACGUCGCCUUUGACCAGGGCAAGCAAGGCUGCGGCUUCGGCAGCGCCGGUGCCGGCGGUGCCGGCGGUGCCGGUGGCAAGAAAGGCAACAACGGCAACAACGGCAACAACGGCCAAGAUGGUGGCAGCGGCGGCCAGUGUAACCAGAAUGGUGGUAAUGGCGGCAACGGCGUCAAGCGUAACGUUGCUCGCAAGUUCUCUGCCUAA
Beauveria bassiana ARSEF 2860 is the source of this 399-nucleotide messenger RNA. RefSeq lists its product as uncharacterized. Lineage: Eukaryota; Fungi; Ascomycota; Sordariomycetes; Hypocreales; Cordycipitaceae. The transcript is spliced from 2 exons. The coding region runs from base 1 to 399 and encodes 132 amino acids. The record is from RefSeq and is a predicted model, not a curated record.